GAGGGGGACAGGCUGAGUGAUGAGGACUUGUAUAAGUUCCUAGCCGAUAUGAGAAGGCCUUCUUCAGUGCUGAGGAGACUCAGGCCCAUCACAGCCCAGUUGAAGUUGGACAUUUCUCCCGCUCCAGAGAAUCCCCACUAUUGUUUGACGCCUGACCUUCUGCAAGUUAAACCUUACCCAGACAGCAGGGUACGCCCCACCAGGGAGAUCCUGGAGUUCCCUGCCAGGGACGUCUAUGUGCCAAACACCACUUACAGGAAUCUGCUGUAUGUAAACCCUCAGAGUCUUAACUUUGCCAACCGCCAAGGCUCUGCCCGCAACAUCACAGUCAAAGUGCAAUUUAUGAAUGGAGAGGACCCAAACAAUGCAAUGCCGGUGAUAUUUGGGAAGUCCAGCUGUGCAGAUUUUGCUAAAGAAGCCUAUACUGCUGUGGUGUACCAUAACAGAUCUCCUGACUUUCAUGAUGAAAUCAAGAUCAAGCUGCCUGCAUCCCUGUCGGACCACCACCACAUUCUCUUUACCUUUUACCACGUCAGCUGCCAGCAGAAGCAGAACACACCACUGGAGACCCCUGUGGGAUACACGUGGAUCCCCAUGCAGCAGAAUGGGCGUCUGCGGACUGGACACUUCUGUCUGCCCGUGUCUCUGGAAAAGCCUCCACAAUCCUACUCUGUUCUCUCACCAGAUGUUCCUCUCCCAGGAAUGAAGUGGGUGGACAACCAUCGAGGAGUAUUUAAUGUGGAAGUGGUGACUGUUUCAACCAUCCACACACAGGACCAGUACCUGGAUAAGUUCUUUGCCUUGGUACACGCCCUGGAUGAGCACAUGUUCCCAGUUAGGAUAGGAGACAUGCGCAUCAUGGAGAACAACCUGGAGGCCGAGCUCAAGUCCAGCAUUGCGGCGCUCAACUCUUCCCAGCUGGAGCCAGUGGUCCGAUUCCUUCACCUUCUACUCGACAAGUUGGUGUUGCUUGUUGUGCGGCCACCAGUCAUUGCUGGGCAGAUAGUGAAUCUGGGCCAGGCAUCCUUUGAGGUCAUGGCAUCUAUAGUGAACCGGCUUCAUAAGUACCUGGACACGAGCCAGGACAUGCAUGGCCGCAACGGCCUGCUGUCCUCUUACAUCCACUACGUCUUCCGCUUGCCCAGCACUGAUCCCAACUCACCCUCCCCAGACUCCAACUCAUCCUUAACAGGCCCGGGAGGGUUGGGAGGUUCUGUUCACUAUGCCACCAUGGCUCGCUCAGCUGUUCGACCAGCCAGCCUCAACCUCAACCGUUCCCGUAGCCUUAGCAACAGUAACCCUGACAUCUCCGGUACACCCACCUCUCCUGACGAUGAGGUCCGCUCCAUUAUUGGCAGCAAGGCCAUGGAGCGCUGUGGCAAUCGCAUGUCUUCGCACACUGAGAGCGCCAGUUUCUUGCAAACUUUAACAGGACGGUUGCCCACAAAAAAGCUCUUCCAUGAGGAGUUGGCACUCCAGUGGGUGGUAAGCAGUGGUAGCGUCAGGGAGGGCGCACUACAACAGGCCUGGUUUUUCUUUGAACUCAUGGUGAAGAGCAUUAUCCACCACUUGUACUUCACUGAACGCUUAGAGUCACCCAGGAAGAACCGUUUUCCAGAACGCUUCAUGGAUGACAUUACAGCCCUGGUCAGCACCAUCGCUGGCGACAUUGUGUCUCGCUUCCAGAAGGACCUAGAAUUGGUGGAGAGACUAAACACUAGUCUGGCUUUCUUCCUCAACGAUUUGCUGUCAGUCAUGGACCGAGGCUUUGUCUUCACCCUAAUAAGGGCAUACUGGAAACAGGUGUCCACAAAGAUUUACGCUUUGCAGAACCCAACCUUGGAGUCUUUGAGGCUUGAUUUCUUGAGAAUCGUUUGUAGCCAUGAACACUACGUAACCCUCAAUCUGCCCUGCAGUCUGCUCACCCCGCCUGCCUCGCCUUCCCCGUCUGUCUCUUCAGCAACUUCACAGAGCUCUGGGUUCUCCACACAUGUCCAGGACCAAAAGAUAGCCAACAUGUUUGAGUUGUCUGUCCCCUUCAGAGAGCAACACUAUCUGGCUGGACUGGUGCUAUCUGAGCUGUCCGUAAUACUGGACCCAGAAAAUGAGGGGAUGUUUGGCCUACAUAAGAAAGUGGUGAGUGUCGUUCAUAACCUCCUGUCAAGCCAUGACUCUGACCCACGCUACGCCGAUCCUGAGGUCAAGGCCCGAGUUGCCAUGCUUUACUUGCCUCUAAUUGGCAUUGUCAUGGAAACACUACCACAGCUCCAUGAUUUUACAGAGUCCCAUAACCAGUGGGGUCGGCCAGGCGGUCCCCAGGGGGCAGCGAUGGGUAGCAGCGGAGAAGAGGCAGAGGGUGAGGGUAACAGCAUGAUCAGCCAGACUGUCGCCAUGGCAAUAGCAGGCACCUCCACCGCCUCCCCAAUGUCUCGACCAAGCAGCUUCUUGCUCAACUCGCAGGCGAGUCGUCAGCACGGUAGCUUCUCCGCCGAGUCAAGUCGUAGUCUGCUCAUCUGUCUGCUGUGGGUGUUGAAGAAUGCUGAUGAGCUGGUGUUACAGAAGUGGUUCACAGACCUGUCAGUGUCUCAGCUCAACCGCCUGCUGGAUCUCCUUUACCUCUGCGUGUCUUGCUUUGAGUACAAGGCCCAUGUUGUGUUCACCAUGCAGGGGAAGAAGGCAUUUGAACGAAUGAACAGCCUUACCUUUAAGAAGUCCAAAGACAUGAAGGCCAAGCUGGAGGAGGCCAUACUGGGCAGCAUUGGGGCCAGGCAGGAGAUGGUGCGACGCAGCCGGGGACAGCUAGAGCGGAGUCCAUCUGGCAGUGCUUUUGGCAGUCAGGAGAACCUUAGAUGGAGGAAGGACAUGACCCACUGGAGACAAAACAGUGAAAAGAUGGACAAGACCAGAGCAGAGCUGGAACAUGAAGCACUUAUUGAUGGUAACCUUGCAACAGAAGCCAACAUAAUUAUUCUUGAUACUUUGGAGAUCAUUGUACAGACGGUAUCAGUGACCGAGUCCAAGGAGAGUAUACUGGGUGGCGUUUUAAAGGUGUUGCUCCACAGCAUGGCCUGCAACCAGAGUGCCCUCUACCUCCAGCAUUGUUUUGCCACACAGAGGGCACUGGUGUCUAAAUUUCCUGAACUUCUGUUCGAGGAAGAAACGGAGCAGUGUGCUGAUCUGUGUUUGCGAUUGUUGAGGAGCUGCAGCAGCAGCAUAAGUACCAUCAGGUCCCAUGCCAGCGCCUCCCUCUACCUCCUCAUGAGGCAAAACUUUGAGAUUGGCAACAACUUCGCAAGAGUGAAGAUGCAAGUGACCAUGUCUCUGUCUUCACUGGUGGGAACAUCUCAGAAUUUUAACGAGGAGUUUCUGCGUCGCUCUCUAAAGACCAUCCUCACCUAUGCAGAGGAGGACCUGGAGCUGAGAGAGACCACAUUCCCAGACCAGGUCCAGGACCUUGUGUUUAAUCUGCACAUGAUCCUGUCUGACACAGUCAAGAUGAAGGAGCACCAGGAAGACCCUGAGAUGCUGAUAGAUCUCAUGUACAGGAUUGCAAAGGGUUACCAGACGUCCCCAGACCUGCGGCUGACAUGGCUUCAGAACAUGGCUGGAAAACACUCGGAGAGGAACAACCACGCUGAGGCUGCUCAGUGUCUGGUGCACAGCGCUGCUCUGGUCGCAGAAUACCUGAGCAUGCUGGAGGACCGCAAGUAUCUGCCUGUAGGCUGUGUCACCUUCCAGAAUAUUUCUUCCAACGUGCUAGAGGAAUCUGCAGUCUCUGAUGAUGUGGUGUCACCAGAUGAAGAGGGCAUUUGCUCAGGGAAAUACUUCACUGAGAUUGGCCUUGUGGGGCUCCUGGAGCAGGCUGCUGCCUCUUUCUCCAUGGCGGGCAUGUAUGAGGCAGUAAACGAAGUGUAUAAGGUACUGAUCCCUAUCCAUGAAGCCAACAGGGAUGCAAAGAAGCUAGCCACCAUUCAUGGUAAACUACAGGAAGCCUUUGGCAAAAUUGUGCAUCAGAGUACUGGCUGGGAGGAUGGAAAGAGGAUGUUUGGUACGUACUUCAGAGUCGGAUUUUACGGUUCAAAAUUUGGCGACUUGGACGAACAGGAGUUUGUGUACAAAGAGCCUGCCAUCACGAAGCUUGCGGAAAUCUCUCACAGGCUAGAGGGUUUCUAUGGGGAGCGAUUUGGAGAGGACCAGGUAGAAGUCAUAAAGGACUCCAACCCAGUGGACAAGUGCAAGUUGGACCCAAACAAGGCAUUCAUCCAGAUCACAUAUGUGGAGCCGUACUUUGACACGUACGAGAUGAAAGACCGCAUCACUUACUUUGACAAGAACUACAACUUGCGACGUUUCGUCUACUGCACCCCUUUCACACUGGAUGGGCGGGCCCAUGGGGACCUGCACGAACAGUUCAAACGCAAGACCAUCCUCACCACUUCACACGCUUUCCCUUACAUCAAGACACGCAUAAACAUCAUCCACAAAGAGGAGAUUAUAUCCACACCCAUCGAGGUGGCAAUAGAGGACAUGCAGAAGAAGACUCAGGAGCUGGCCUUUGCCACCCACCAGGACCCUGCUGAUGCAAAGAUGUUACAGAUGGUUCUACAGGGAUCAGUGGGCACAACUGUCAACCAGGGUCCUUUGGAGGUAGCUCAGGUGUUCUUGUCCGAGAUCCCCAGUGACCCGAAGCUGUACAGACACCACAAUAAGCUAAGGCUCUGCUUCAAAGACUUCACAAAGAGGUGUGAAGAUGCCCUGCGAAAGAAUAAGAGCCUGAUUGGUCCAGACCAGAAAGAGUACCAGAGGGAGUUGGAGAGGAAUUAUCACCGGCUGAAAGAGGCGCUGCAGCCCCUCAUCAACAGAAAGAUCCCUCAGCUUUAUAAACCUGUGCUGCAGGUCAACUCGCACAGAGAUUCCUUCAGCAGAAUGAGUCUUCGCAAGCUUGACUUUUAAAGAGGAAGAGAAUACAGGCACGCACACACACACGCACACACACACACACACACGCAUAACAGAAAUUGCAAUAUUAAUUUAUUCUUGAGUGUAAAUAGGAGUUGGUCAGUGUUUCGGAGCGUGUGCUAAAAGACAGGCUAAGGUGUUACAGUUUGGUACGUCAUUCCAGUGUCUUAAUUUGUUUACAGACAAACUUACACAAUGAGAGGGACGAACAAGUGGAUCUUAAAUAUUAAAAAGAUACCUUGGCAUUUAGAAUUUUUCUUUGCUGACCAUUUGUCGUCACACAAGGGAGCAAGUCUUUAUAUUUGUCCCUAUGGUACCAUUAAAAGAGCUAAUAUUAGCCUUUACUUUUGAAACCAACAGAGCGUUCUUCAUAUUCUGUGGCCUGUUAGUUUCCAUCAAGCAGAUUCUGAAAUCCCUUUAGCGGUUAAAGUGCCAAAAAACUUUUUUUUUUUGCCACAUUUUUACAAGUCUGCAGAGAAGAUUUUAAAAAUCAAGGUGUCUAUUUAAUUAUGUACUGUGUCAAAAAUCUGUAUUAAUUUUCAUGUGUGCACUUUUUUUAUCACGGUGUAGCAAUGCAUUUUACAACUUGAAAGUUUAUGUAAUUCAAAAAAAAAAACAUGCAAAAAAUGGUACCAUUAUUUAUCAUGAUGCUUUAUCGUUUUUAGUUGAAAUAAUGUUUUGAAAGUUAGGUACUUCAAACAUACUUGUAUAAUUUUAUGUAGUUUUGUUUUGUUUUAAAUAUUUUACUAAAUAAAUAUUUUAAUGUUCAGUUGG
Molecule: messenger RNA, 5733 nt
Organism: Micropterus salmoides (largemouth bass)
Lineage: Eukaryota; Metazoa; Chordata; Actinopteri; Centrarchiformes; Centrarchidae
Gene: dock7
Product: dedicator of cytokinesis 7
Biological process (GO): small GTPase-mediated signal transduction; positive regulation of GTPase activity; axonogenesis
Molecular function (GO): guanyl-nucleotide exchange factor activity
Source: RefSeq, a predicted model, not a curated record